UAUAUAAGCCAGUCUCAAACAAACCGAGUUCAGUUCACUGUACGAGCCGAGGACACAAUGAGGACACUGCUGACCUUCUCCUUCUCCUUGUUAUUCUGCUCAUUGGUGUGGAGUGGAUAUCUGGAAUAUGACCAAGAUGUCCUGAUACCAGAGGACUGGACUCAGGUUGGCCGGGUCGACCCCACGGAGGAGCUGGAGCUCACCUUUGCCCUGAAGCAGCAAAACGUUGACCUGCUGGAGAAAACACUCAAACUGGUUUCAGACCCUGACUCAGCACACUAUGGUAAACACCUCACCCUGGAGGAAGUCUCCUCCCUUGUGCGUCCAUCUGACCUGACCCAAAAGGUGGUGCGCCGUUGGCUGCAGAGUCAUGGGAUUACAAACUGCCUUACUGUUCACACUCAGGACUUUCUACAGUGCACCGUGACUGCAGAGGUUGCAGAGACACUGCUUGCAGGUAGCAAGUUCCACCGUUACACCAGAGAUGGCCAAACUUUAGUGAGGUCUUCAGCCCCAUACUCUGUUAAUGACGAUGUUCAUCAGCACCUGGACUUCGUUGGAGGGCUUCAUCGCCUCCCUCCUAAAGGGCAGGACCUCAUCAGAGGAAGCGCGCACAAAAGGUCUAAGGAACGACUGCACCUGGGAGUGACUCCGACUGUCUUAAGGACUCGCUACAACAUGACAGCGGCUGAUGUGGGGACAGCACAGAACAACAGCCAGGCUGUGGCUCAGUUCUUGGAGCAGUACUACAGCCCUGCAGACCUGUCUGAGUUCAUGCGCAUGUAUGGCCAAAGCUUCCAGCAUCAGUCUCAGGUGGACCGGGUUAUUGGCACUCAGGGAGCAGGGAAGGCUGGUCUGGAGGCCAGUCUGGAUAUCGAGUACAUCAUGAGCACAGGGGCAAACAUCUCCACUUGGUUCUUCACUAAUCCAGGUCGCCAUGAGUCCCAAGAGCCUUUCCUCCAGUGGAUGGUGCUGCUCAGCAACAUGUCUGAUCUGCCAUGGGUUCACACCAUCAGUUAUGGAGACGAUGAAGACAGCCUGUCCGCUGCUUACAUGAUGCGUAUCAAUGCAGAGUUUAUGAAGGCAGGCGUCCGAGGAAUCUCUCUGCUCUUUGCUUCUGGUGACAGUGGUGCAGGCUGCAAACAUUUGGGAGGGGGACAAAACUCCUUCAGGCCAAGUUUUCCUGCUUCAAGCCCUUAUGUGACCACAGUAGGAGGAACCUCAUUUAAGAACCCAUUUAAAGUCACAUAUGAAGUGACCGACUACAUCAGUGGAGGAGGCUUCAGCAACGUCUUCAAGAUGCCUGACUACCAGGCCAGUGCAGUGGAGGCAUAUCUGAAGACUGUAGCAGCAACACUCCCUCCUCAGUCGUACUAUAACGCCAGCGGCAGGGCCUACCCAGACUUGGCCGCCCUGUCUGAUAACUACUGGGUGGUCUCCAACAGAGUACCAAUCCCAUGGGUGUCCGGGACCUCGGCGUCCACCCCUGUGGUUGGAGGGAUGCUGUCGCUCAUCAAUGAUCAGCGGCUGCUAAAGGGUCUGCCUGCUCUGGGCUUCCUCAACCCUCGCCUCUACAAACUCAGAGGACAGGCUCUAUUUGAUGUGACUGAAGGCUGCCACCUGAGCUGUCUAGACGAAAAGGUUCAGGGCAACGGUUUCUGCGCUUCACCAUCGUGGGACCCUGUCACAGGUUGGGGCACACCAAACUACCCUGAACUGCUGGCUGCCCUGUUAGCUGAGUAAAAACUUGCAGGUCAAUACAGUUAAACCAUCAGUACAGGGUCUGCUCUCAGAGCAAGCACUACACAACACAUCAACAAACUCAUCACCCGAGGUCUGACACCAAAGGCACGGCAAUGAACCAGAGGGAGAACUAUGCCUACACUUCAGAUUCACGCUAAUACCAUUUUUGAAUAUUUUGUCCUCUCUCAUCAUCACAUCCUCUUAUCAAAGGACGCUUUCGCCUGACUUCUUUUAUCUGUUUUUCAUUUUAGUUUUGAAGGCUUCAAACUGUUUCCUUAAAUACUUGUGGGUCAGGGAUAGUGCUGCUUUGGGAUUUUUACAGCUAAACAGCAGCUGCAUGUUUCUGCUGUUCACUGCAUUUUAACUGACCCAGAUUUCUCAAACCUGCAGGCAGAUUGAUGUUAGCGGUAAUGUUCGCCUUAAAUUCAUUCCUCUUAAUACACAGCAAUGAAAAGUUUUGGGUAGACUGAAAUUUGCUUCACAUUAAGAAAGUGAACUCAAAAAGCUAUGCAUAAUGAACAUGAGCCUACUCAAAUACACACACAAUCGCCUCGUAGUAAACACAUAGUACUAUUUCAAUAUUCUUUUUAUAUGAAAACUGCCUAAUAAGUCGGAUUUCAAUGACAAAAACAUGAACCAACCAUAUGCAAGAAUUCACCAGAUCAAUGAGUACUGGUAAUAAGUAUGACUUUUAUGGCCAAAUGUGUCAUAGUGUCUUGUUUGCAAUAUUACUCUGCAGGGAUGAGCCAGGUACAAGAAAUCAUUAAUUGAAUUAAACAUAGCUGCAUGCCUUUCUAAAAAGUCACUGAUGUAUUUGUAAUAAAAGACAAACUGAGAGUGUUGUUUAGAUCAACAGGCCUUUUUCUUUUCUUGAAACUUGAUUUUACUUUGGUUUGUUGCUGUUUUUUCUGUGGCUAUGAACUAACCAAAUGCACUGAAAUAUGUGGGUUUAAAAGUGAUUCAGCAUUUCUACCUACUAGCAUUGUUGCACAUGUGUUCAUGUAAAUCCUCAAAUCAUGUGUAUGUAAAUUUGAGAGACUGUCCUUUUUUGUGAAUGUUAUUAUUAAAGCUGGUUUAGAAAUGUCUCCACAUUGCUGGAAAGUCGUCUGUUACAAAAACUGCAGCAGUAAAUGAUCUUUAAAGAUGGCCGCUGAGUGUAGAUGCAGAUAGGGCCAUUGGAGCUGGUACCCAACUUGUAACGCAAAGCUCGAUCAGAUGUUGUUGUUCUUGUGUGGGUUUUCUGAAGGCGCACUAAUCAUCCAAUGAUUAACAGAUGACUUUAAAUUCUGCUGAGCAUUUAGACAAACAGAAUUAAAACGACUACUACUACUCCAAACUGUCCAGCAGAUGUCUCCCUACGCCUGUGAUAUACAGCAUGUGACUAAUUAACCUCAUGAAGAAACAAUGACACAGUGAAAAGAAUUAAGCCAACCACAUGGCUCAACAAUAUAUCAACUACAUAUCUGAAACCUUUCCGAGGGAGACUUAAAGACAACACUGACUGAAAAUUAGUUCAGUUUGUCAUUUGAACCAGUCUGCAAAUAAAACUAUAAAGACCUUUUCAGAUAAAUGACGCAACAGCUUGAAUACAAACUACUUAUAGUAGUUAGAUGAAAACUACAGAACUUAAGAGAUUCAGAGCAGGGACAUUUACACAGCUGGACUUUAUUAAAGGCUGUUAGCUGAUUAUUCAGGGUUAUCUGAGUCAAUCGAGUGACGACUGAUCUGGAUGUUGUAUUAUUUAGGAAGUGGCCAAAUGAUAAAUGAGUGAAUUGUUCUGAUCAUGAAAAUUCAGCCAAAUGUUCUAUUUCUUGCUCCUUUAUCGUAACUGCUUCAUUCUAUCAUAUGAAAGUUUCCUCCUAAUGAGCAGGUUUUUAUUCCAACACACAUUUUGACACUCUGCUCUGUGUUUGUGGUGAUUCAAGUAAAACAGAAACAAAAAGUGUAGUGUUCAAAUUCUGUCAGCUAUAACGAUGUCUCUUUCAAGUUGCUUAUAUGAAGAAGUUAUAAGACUGUCAAUCAUGUAUAAACAGAAUGCAAAAAAAAUUAAAUGAACCAGAAUGAUUUAA
Molecule: messenger RNA, 3812 nt
Organism: Labrus bergylta (ballan wrasse)
Lineage: Eukaryota; Metazoa; Chordata; Actinopteri; Labriformes; Labridae
Gene: tpp1
Product: tripeptidyl peptidase I
Biological process (GO): central nervous system development; proteolysis
Molecular function (GO): tripeptidyl-peptidase activity; serine-type endopeptidase activity
Source: RefSeq, a predicted model, not a curated record